AUGGCCUCGCUCCCUGGGAAGAGGAAGCCUGCGGGAUCGAUCGGGGCGUCUCGGAAACGUGCCAAAACAUACGAUGCGCGCACCUUGGCUGUCCAAUCCACCGAAGCUGCCCUCUCUGCAACAGGCGAACUCGAUGUCGCUGCAUAUGCUGCUGCCCGCACUUUCGAAAUCCAGGCUCUGGAGAAAGGCAUGCAACGAUCCAAGGGUGCUUUGACGACACGAGCCUUUCAAAAAGUUCCCCGUUCGCUGCCACCUGCCGAUGCCAAGUAUCGCAAACGUCAAAGGUGCAAAACGUGGCUCCCAACUCAUCUUUUCCAUGCCAAGAGAGCUCAUAUGGCCACGACAAAAUCCCCGCUUUGGCGAUUUGCAAUCCCCAUUUCUCCGACAGAGAAAAGUUAUCGUCCUACACAUAGAGCUCGAGGAUCCCGUGGUGCGGUAGCAUGGGAUAUGAGUUACAUGUCUACGAUACAGCUCGAUGGCAACUUUGAUUGCAUUGAAGCUGUUCUGCGAGCAGUUGGUGUAGAAGGUGAUGAAGCAUGGGGCACCAGGGGAAGGAAAUGGCGGCUCGGUACUCGAGUAUUACAAGCUUGGACAUAUGAAAAAGACAACCGGGCCGUGCCAAUUGCUCCAGUAACCUUACUUUGGUCUGUCCAUACGAAGCCGGAAGAUAUCGUACCAGGCGAUUCCACUCGACCAUCUUUAGAGAAGGCCCGGCGAAAGCUAUGGGUACGUGUUCAUCCGUCUGCAUUUCUUCAGCUAUGGACAGAUCUGCUUGAUCUAUCAAAGCGACAAAACCCUCAUGUCACUGUUGAGGAUCUGCGAUUUGAGAUUGGUAGCAUUGAGAUUACAGGCCCCGGUUCGACGGAGGCCUUGAUUGCAGCAUUACGCCCGGUUCGGGGUGAAGACGGCACAGCCCCAGAUCCACGAAGCCCUGUGGCCACCUGGUCUGGGCUUCUUGGUGUCACAAACCCAUCUUCGCUUCCGCAGAAUGCUUUGUUAUCGUUUGAUGUUUCUGAUCCUCGGCUUCACUUUCCACCCCAGCGACUAGAGAUCCCUGAGGGUGAAAGCCACAUGGUUGACCUAGCCAAUUUAUUCGCUCAAAUCGUCUGUCGGCUUCACGUCAGCUUCCAAGCCAAAAAGCUAUCAAUCGUCGUCGUGAGAAAACUCGCCAGGAAGCUGGCCCUGGAAAUCAUCCCGCCCCCCCAGCCCAAUGACCCCAGGAUUCCAGUGUUAGUCUUUGCCACCCGCCAUUCGGAUGGAUCUAAGCAGAGUUCUGCACCGGGAUCCUGGACGGUCCUUUUACCUUGGAAAUGCGUUCCGCCCGUGUGGUACUCUCUCAUGUACUACCCGCUCUCUAGCGGCGGAAGUCCGCGCUUUGGUGGGCUCAAGGAGCAGCAGCAGCUGGCCUUUGAGGCGGGCGAACCCUGGUUUCCUGGUGACUACCCUGGGACACGAGCUGGCUGGGAGUGGGGGCAAAUGCAAGCCCAGAAAUCGCAGGCUGAAUGGGAACGGAGACCUAAGGGUCGUCGACCUGCUUUUGACAGUCUUACACUGGGCGAGGGUAGGCCUAAGGGCGAAAUAGGCCGCGGUUGGGCUUGUGACUGGGAGAGGCUUAUCCAAGGGCCUCCAAAAGACGUUCAAGGCAAUUCAAGCUCCAAGGCAGAGAAGGCAUCGCAAAAAGAGACGGAAAAUGUGGAAUCGCCAGUGCCUCCCUUGAAUAUUCACAGUCUGCGUUUCCCAUUGAAGAACACAGACCAUAUCCUCGCCAAUCUGGGCAGGACGCCUCCAAGCUCUUCCGGUCUUGCCACGGUCUAUAUUACACUCUCCAACCGAGGCACACCAGAACCUUGCGCACGCAUCUACCGUCUUCCAACCGACCAAGGUUUGCGUCAGAAAUGGACGGAUUUGAAGUCCAGUGCCGGCUCCAAAUUACAAGCCCAGCACCAUAGACGACGCUGUCCUUCUGUUUCAGGCGAGCAAGCACGUCGUAAACUUGCCGAGUCUCUCAUCUCAGCGACUGCACCAGAAAACUCAAAGCCGGAUUGCUUGGAAGUCCCACCCGAGAAAGACUUGAUUGGCUUUAUCACUACCGGAAACUACAAUCUCUCGGAGGGCAAGGCAACAGGGAUUGGCUCGAUUUUAUUGCACAAGGUCUUGGUGGCAGAUUUCAAACAGCAUGAGAGACGUAUGUGUAUUAUUCGAGGCUCAGGAGAGAGGACAGGAAGGCUCGGUGUGUGGGAGCUUGUAUGA
This is a messenger RNA of Penicillium chermesinum, 2250 nucleotides long. RefSeq names its product ribonuclease P/MRP protein subunit POP1. Gene Ontology annotation, cellular component: ribonuclease MRP complex; nucleolar ribonuclease P complex. Gene Ontology annotation, biological process: tRNA 5'-leader removal. NCBI's taxonomy places the organism in Eukaryota, Fungi, Ascomycota, Eurotiomycetes, Eurotiales, Aspergillaceae. Bases 1 to 2250 code for a protein of 749 amino acids. The transcript is spliced from 3 exons. The record is from RefSeq and is a predicted model, not a curated record.